Gloeophyllum trabeum ATCC 11539 is the source of this 1272-nucleotide messenger RNA. RefSeq lists its product as uncharacterized. The transcript has 2 exons. Bases 1 to 1272 code for a protein of 423 amino acids. The record is from RefSeq and is a predicted model, not a curated record. Lineage: Eukaryota; Fungi; Basidiomycota; Agaricomycetes; Gloeophyllales; Gloeophyllaceae.
AUGCCCUCUCCCGUGCAUUGCACUGCUCGUCGUCGGAGGUCCCACUCAGCGUCUGGUUCGCCGUCACCCGCGCCCCGAUUUAUGCCUGAUGAUGCCUGGAGGUGCUCAACCAAGAGAGCCCAUCCGCAUCAGCCCUUUAGUCCGUCCUAUCGCGACGACUCCACCCCGGAGGCGCCGCAGAAGUGGGAUGUGGACAUGUGGAGAAGGGGGAAGAGAGCUCGUAGAGAGGCAUCGCCUGAAAAUACGGACGACGAUGAGUUAGCCACUCCCAUGCACUGGUCAUCCAGCUCGGAGGACCAGCCGAGUCCGUCCUCCGCGCCCCCAACACCGGGUUUUGCGUGUACCCCAGCAGCCUUCAACCUUUUCCCAAGUCGCAAGCGGACACACCGCGGCGGACACCACUCUCAAGGUCGUAGGUCGCUCCCCGCAGUCAAUGAACCGAAUUCCGUGGACAUGCAUCGUAUGCGCACCACUGCUUUCGGCGAUUUGCGGAAAAGCAUAGCGGAGGGCGGAGAGGGUUUCGUCCUGCGCAUGCGGGACCUGGAACAGUCGCGAACGAAGAACCUGCUUGCAGGUACUCGUGGACGUCUUGCAGAUCAACGACGUGCGCAUGUGGGGUCGCGUAGGCGGCCCGCAUCACAUUACGAGUCAGUCAGGCGGCUGUAUCCUGCCGAUGAUACCCAGUCCGGCGAUGAAGACGAUGAAAUUCAAAUCUUCGUAGGAGAAAAUACGCUCGGUGGCGAGCCCGUUAAUAAAAAGCGGGCCAUGUCAUUAGGUGACAUGGAUUUGGACACCUUCACUGUCGACCCUCAGUCAUACCAGUCUCCGAUCGAGGAAAGCGACCGAUGUUCCUCGCCAGUCGACACAUCGGCAUCAGGACCUUCCUCCUAUUCCUCGGACGAUGAAGAAGUAAAUAACCUAUUCAAGGAUACCCGCUUUUCAUUCGCCGCGAAUAACGUCACAAACCCGUUCACGCCCUCACUGACACACACUUACACGAAUUCCACCAACUCUUCCCUUAUCUCGCUUCCUCUCCCACCUCCCGUCAAUUCGACAUUUUCUCCCGCACCGCCGAUGUCCUGCCGGCUUCCUUCACGGAAACGCCGAGCCCCGGACGUGCCGUCCUCGGCUUCUCGGUCUGAGAAAGCCAUCGCGGCGCUCACUUUGGCGUUGGCCAACGGCGCUGGCGACGUCAACGACUACGGGCCCUUGUCGGCCAUACAUACGCCUGCAAUUAUAGACGACUGUGAAGUCGGAUCGAUGUUUGACUAG